AUGGACGCCAAUUAUGACACAGAGAAAUUUGAUAAUGAAGGAAAAUUUCUUUAUUUUGCCUAUGGAAGUAAUCUUCUUGAAAGAAGAAUACAUAUAAACAAUCCAUCCGCUACUUUCUUCAAAACUGCGAAAUUGUUCGGAUAUAGGUUAGAUUUUAAUAUUUAUGUUGAGUCUUGGGAAGGCGCAGUAGCAACUAUCGUAGAAGACUCUGACAGCUUCGUAUGGGGUGCUCUCUGGAUACUCGACAACAGUGAUAUGAACAAUUUGGACACGCAGGAGGGCGUCCGUAUUGGUCUCUACUAUGCAAAGAACGUGAGUGUAGUUACAAAUGACGAAAUCGUAUACGACGCUAGGACAUAUCUAGAAAGAUUAGUCCCGCCUAAAGUAACAAGUAACGAAAUACCAAUAGGAAGGCAGCCGUCGGAUACCUAUAUGAAGGUCAUUAUACAAGGGGCUCUCGAAUGUUCUCUACCAAUGAAGUACAUUGAAUUUCUUUUUACCUUUCCUACAAACGGUAAACUCGCUAACUGGCAUAUUAGACAGGAGUUAGGAUAUCCAUUUAAUGUCAGUUAUAUUAAAUGA
Messenger RNA from Nymphalis io (European peacock), 582 nucleotides. Its product is annotated as gamma-glutamylcyclotransferase-like. The coding region runs from base 1 to 582 and encodes 193 amino acids. NCBI's taxonomy places the organism in Eukaryota, Metazoa, Arthropoda, Insecta, Lepidoptera, Nymphalidae. The transcript is spliced from 5 exons. Gene Ontology annotation, molecular function: gamma-glutamylcyclotransferase activity. The record is from RefSeq and is a predicted model, not a curated record.